This is a messenger RNA of Scomber scombrus (Atlantic mackerel), 891 nucleotides long. Its product is annotated as transmembrane protein 163a. Bases 16 to 891 code for a protein of 291 amino acids. NCBI's taxonomy places the organism in Eukaryota, Metazoa, Chordata, Actinopteri, Scombriformes, Scombridae. The record is from RefSeq and is a predicted model, not a curated record. The transcript is spliced from 8 exons. Gene Ontology annotation, cellular component: synaptic vesicle membrane. Gene Ontology annotation, molecular function: zinc ion binding.
CGAACCGCCGAGAAGAUGACGGACUCCACACCGGCGGACCCCACCGCCGUCCCGGAUCCGACUCUAGUGGCGGCGGUGAACGGACAGUGUGAACAGGCGGAUUCACCUCAGCAACAGCAGCAACAGCUACAGCAACAGCAGCAGCAGCCAGGCACUGAAAGUCAGGGAGAGGGGCUCAAGAUGGACCAGGAGAUGAAGAUCACAGACAGCAUAGAGGACGGAGGUCUUCUGGAGAGCAGCAUGCGUCUGAAGCCGCAUGAAGCACAGAGUUACCGUAAGAAGGCUCUGUGGGUGUCCUGGGUAUCCAUAGUGAUCACCAUCAUUCUGGCCAUCGCCGCGUUCACUGUUUCCAUCAUGCGACACAGCGCUUCAGCUUUUGGAUUUGCUUUUGAUGCCCUGCUGGACGUAUUAUCUUCCGCCAUUGUACUGUGGCGGUACAGCAAUGCUGCAGCUGUCCAUUCGGCACACCGUGAAUACAUAGCUUGUGUUAUCCUGGGUGUUAUUUUCAUCCUGUCUUCCCUGUGCAUUCUGGGUAAGGCCAUCCACGACCUGGCCACCAAGCUGCUACCUGAAGUGGAUGACUUCCUGUUCAGCGUGUCCAUCGUCAGCGGCUUGUUGUGCAUCAUCCUGGCAGUGGUCAAGUUUAUGCUCGGCAGGGUGCUCACGAGCCGAGCCCUCAUCACUGAUGGAUUCAACUCUCUGGUGGGGGGAGUCAUGGGGUUCUCCAUCCUCAUCAGCGCUGAAGUGUUUAAGCACGAACCCAAUGUGUGGUACCUGGAUGGGACAAUAGGUGUCCUCAUAGGUCUGAUCAUCCUCUCCUAUGGAGUCAAGCUGCUGCUGGACAUGGUCCCACGGAUCCGACAGACCAGAAACUACGAGCGCUUUGAGUGA